Molecule: messenger RNA, 1721 nt
Organism: Etheostoma cragini (Arkansas darter)
Lineage: Eukaryota; Metazoa; Chordata; Actinopteri; Perciformes; Percidae
Product: homeobox protein Nkx-2.5-like
Exons: 2
Coding region: 291-1355 (354 amino acids)
Biological process (GO): regulation of transcription by RNA polymerase II; cell differentiation
Cellular component (GO): nucleus
Molecular function (GO): DNA-binding transcription factor activity, RNA polymerase II-specific; RNA polymerase II cis-regulatory region sequence-specific DNA binding
Source: RefSeq, a predicted model, not a curated record
ACCAGCAUGCACACUUUCCAUUUCACCCUCCCCUCCCCCUGACAUCAGAGGAGGCAGAGGCGCUCCUUCGCCCCGGUCCAAACUCUACUUACAAAGCCAGGCAAUCUAUCUGUCAGAGAAGAGACCUGCAUGGGCACAACCCGGGGACUAAUACCCACGUUUUCGUGCGUUGUACGGCGAUGAGGGAAUCCAGAGGCUUAACGAAACUCCAAAUACCAAAGAAGAGGCUAUUAAGUUCAAUUAUUUGUUAGAAGAAGAAAAAAGAGUCGGGGAAAGCAGAAGUGGUGUGCAUGUUACUCGGCGGGCUUCAUUUCCUCGGUGCAGCAGAGCAGGAGCUGGAUGACAUGAUGCUGCAGAGUCCGCUCACCUCCACUCCGUUUUCAGUCAAGGAUAUUCUGAAACUGGAGCAGCAGCAACGGCAGCAGAGGCAGUCCGGGUCCCUGGAACUCCAGCUCCCGAUCCACACCCAGCAGCAGUUGGCCGGCUCUCCUCCCCAGCAGCAGCAUUUCCAAACCCCGCCGUCCUGCAUGCUCGCCGGAGCCCGGGACAGUCCUUCCUUCUCGGACGGAGAGGACAACCUGGCCUACCUCAGCGCGCUGGCUGUGCGGGAAGAGGACCGAGGAGAGACCAGCUUGUCCCCGGACAUGUACGUCCACUCCGGCCUGCAGGGAACCAAGCUGGAGGCCGCCGAGCUGGACGAGCAGGAAAACAAGAGCUGUGGUUUGGUGUCCCGGGAUGAGGCAUCGGAGGGCGGGCAGGGCGACUCGGAGCGGCCGGUGCAGAAGCAGAGGAGCCGGCGGAGACCCAGGGUGCUCUUCUCCCAGGCGCAGGUCUUCGAGCUGGAGCGGCGCUUCAAGCAGCAGCGCUACCUGUCUGCCCCGGAGCGGGAGCACCUGGCGACCACCCUCAAACUCACCUCGAACCAGGUGAAGAUCUGGUUCCAGAACCGCCGCUACAAGUGCAAGCGGCAGCGCCAGGACAAGUCACUGGAGGCGGCGGGGCAGCACCACCCUCCCCCGCCCCGGCGCGUCGCCGUACCGGUGCUGGUCAGAGAUGGGAAGCCGUGUCUGGGCGGUGCGCAGAGCUACGCCGCUUCUGCCCCGUACGGAUCCAACCCGUACAGUUAUAACGGAUACCCAGCGGCAUACACAUACAACAGCCCCGCUUACAACACCAAUUACAGCUGCACGUACACCAGCAUCCCUGCCCUUCCUCCGUCCAGCACCUCCAACGCCUUCAUGAACAUGAACUUGGGAAGCGUAAGCGGCCUCGGCGGCUCUCCACAGGCCCAAACACACCAAGGGACAGCGGUCACAUCCUGCCAGGGCUCUCUGCAGGGGAUCCGGGCCUGGUAGCCUCACCAGAACAGAUCUAGUGUCUCUUUUUGCUUUCAUUUUCGUCAACCCACACACUUUUAGAAGCGUGUUAACUUGUGAAAACGCCUCAGAAAACAGUAUUGCUAAUAACGGAUCUGAGUUUGGAUUCUCCCGUCAGAUGACUUGAAAUUCCACUCCUAUUUCAGGCUUAUUCAAGUGUAUUAUAGCCGAAAUGAGUGUGAAAAGGGCUGGACGCCUCACAGGGGCAUCUGAACAGUCACACAGCUUGGGUGAAAUUUCAUUUUGUGAUCCAAUAAUUGUCGGUGCUCUAGUUUGGCACUGAUAGGACUGAAGCACAGAGGGGAAAAUUACGCACAAGCUUGCGCAUUUCUCCUUCUUUGAACU